Molecule: messenger RNA, 711 nt
Organism: Durusdinium trenchii
Lineage: Eukaryota; Dinophyceae; Suessiales; Symbiodiniaceae
Source: the annotation of a GenBank genome assembly
AGCCAUUGGUUCAACAUUGAAAGCCUUAAACCGUCAGCAUGAAGAGCCGCGGCCGCGUUUGGGUUUUAUGCAUUGCCCUGCUCCUGGGACGAGCUUUUGUGCCUCCCAUGGUUGAAACUUCCAGGGUCGAGACGCAGCGGCGUGCUAUGUUCUUGGGUAUGAUGGCUGCAUCAGUCCCUACACAAGCGAACGCGGACACGAAAAGCGCAGCAAACAAGCUGAAAGAGUGCGAGGCAGAAGUGAAUCGUAUCUUGGGAGGUCUGUCCACUUCGGCCUCAAAUGUCCUCGCCAUGACCCCCGCACAGGUUGGGGAAGUCAACACGAGGGGCCCUCCCAAAAUGGGCAGCUUCGAAUCCAGCGACGGACCCUGUUCCGCAUCUGUCCUUCGGACAGCUGCUGAAGCUCUUGCCAAGUCACCUCCGUCAGGUUUGAACCGACAAGAGCGUGAGAAGCUGGAAGCUGGGCCGAAGCGAAUUGUGGAAGCUCGCGAAGCCAUUGUUGAAGCCAAUAAGCAGAAGCAGGGAGCACGGCUCUUCGGUGCCGCUAAGAAAUACAUGGAAGCUACGAACUCACUUUUAGUAGCGGCUUCUUGAGAUCUCACUGCUGACGGCUAAAAUGCUCCGCUCAGCUCAUCGAAAGGCUGGAAGACCAAGAUAGCUUGGUCUACUACUGUAUUCUAGAUUUUUCUACAGUCGCAUGCUCUUUGUCAUU